Molecule: messenger RNA, 2112 nt
Organism: Diplodia corticola
Lineage: Eukaryota; Fungi; Ascomycota; Dothideomycetes; Botryosphaeriales; Botryosphaeriaceae
Product: transcription-silencing protein clr2
Exons: 3
Coding region: 1-2112 (703 amino acids)
Biological process (GO): silent mating-type cassette heterochromatin formation
Cellular component (GO): SHREC complex; rDNA heterochromatin
Source: RefSeq, a predicted model, not a curated record
AUGGCUCCAAAUCCGCUCGCCGGUGCCAUCGUCGUGCCCAUCGAGCCCUAUUCUGAUGGCGACCCCACGCAUUGUCCGAAUCGAGCAGAGUUCAGGCUGCAGGAUCCGCCAUCCAUCUAUUUGGAAAAGCUCGCAGAAUCCUGGAUGAAGGAGCGGGGCGAGUUCCACAAAGGAGUCACAUACACCUUGGAUAGGUUACCGCACGGCUAUACUGUUUGGGGCAAGUCCAGGAAGAAUCAGCCACAGCAUGUGGACAAGUGGGCUUAUGGCCAUCCCCAGGGGAAGACCUUUGACUCUCCCAACAGAUUCUUCCCCCACUUUCUCCAUCUCAUGAACAACAAGGGGAACACCAUCGGAUGCCCGUGUGCGGUCUGCAGCACCGGGUCCAAAGCCAAAGCUUCAACACCCCCUGCCUCAAGCACGAAGCAGACCUCAGUUCAGGCCAUGCAGAAAGCUCUUCAAAAAUUCAAAGGCAAGCCUCGACAAGUCGAUACAUCCGAGCUACGUACCGAUGAUGAGGGAACCCCCGACGUCUAUCGCAACCUCAUUGACAAGCUGAAGCGUAAUGGCCAAAUCGAUGAGCCCCUCAAAGAACCCCUGAGCUUGGAUUGGAGAGCCGAACGCAACUGCCUCCCGAGAAUGCUCGACGGGCUGUCAAAGCAAGGCCAAUGGGUUCCUCGACCCGGAGAGCUCGUGUUGUUCGUGCGCAAUCUGACACCAGAUGCCACCGAGAUCCGCCUUGACGACGCUACUGGAACGCACAAGGUCUGGAGCGUCAGUCAACAACGAUUUGGCUCUCACCCACGGUGGGAGGCCGGUAUUGUCACGCAGACCGCGGCUGAGACGCCACACGUAGAAGACCUGAGCAAUGAGACUGACAAACAGUACCAACGUAACUACUCAGGGUUCAGGGUUGAACCGAUAUCUGACCCAAAUAGCACAGCCAAGCACUGGUCGAAGCAACACAGAUACCUUCCGUUGACUGCAAUUCGCCCGUUUUGUUUUUGGUCCGAAUUCCUUCAAGGGGUGCCUGAGAGAGAGUGGCACCCAACUAUCAACCAUACACUCACAGUCAUGUCCUCAUUCUCGCUAGUAGAGAAGCAGCAGUUCACGGUCCUUUGUGGGGAUAUUGUGCGCUUGAUGCCAAGAGAGCAAGGUGCUGACGUAACGGACAUCUUGAAAAUCACGUCUGUCAGGUUGCAUCUGAUGAACCUGGACACAUCCAGUGACGAUGACUAUGACCAGGGCCAUCCGUACAACUCUGCCGUCCACAUUACUGGAAAAGCGUUCACAUCGGAGCCAACACGUGCUGCAAGCCGGAUCCCCCUCACAGAAACAGAGAGGAGCGGCACGCCGAUCGAAGGUUACGAAGAAGAAUGGUACUGGCUGCAUGAUCCGGAGAAGAGCCUACGAGUUCCCUUCCAUCGCAUCCUCGGCCGCUGCUUUGAAGCCGAGGCCAUGCAGCUGUGGUUUCCUUCGAAGUCUUCCAGCUAUAUGGAUGAGCAAGGUCCGAUGCUGUCAAGGGGCGUUGAAGGCAUGUUUCAGGCGCGACACUACUCGUUGCAGAAGUACUCGAAGAUGGAGAAGGGCAAGACAUGGUUUUGGGGCGACAGCCGUGUCGAAGCAUUGGACCUUGCGACGGUGAAUGGCCAGGACGUCGGCAAGAAUGACAAGUCUCGCGACCCCAGAACAUGGCGCAAACUGAUCAAGGUCAUGGAGAGCAGCGCCGGGCUCGAGGAUAAGCUAUCUUUGAAGACGGCAGCGCUGGCGGAGCGUCCGUUGCGGACGAGCAGCAGCGGGAGGGCGAUGGCCGGCGCAUGGCGGGCCAUCAACGUGCCGGAAGAAGGCGAUGGAGGAAUGGAAGCGGCGCAAGAAAGCCGCAAGAGGCCUCACAGCAUGAUGGAGAGGAACGCAGGGGUGGCCAUGGACACGGAAAUGGACGAGGACGACGAGGCUGCAGCGGACCAGUUCGUGGACGAGCUCGCCGGAGACGUCGCACUGGCGCCCAGCGACGAGGAGGCGGCGGAGAGCGACGGCAGCGACGUCAUCAUGGCAGACGAGGCGCCGGGGCAAUCGAAGAAGCAGAAGCGUUUAAGGUUUGGCAUGGAAUAA